CUGUGCCAAGGGUGCCGAGGAGAGCCUAGCUCCUCGACACGUGGACUCAGGCGAAGAGGCGAUGACAGAGCACGUGCGCUGCACCAGUGAUGCGGGACGGACAGAUGAGCGCGCGGCGGCUUCACUCCUGGCUGAAGUAGGAUCGGACUCGCCUGUCGGGGCCGCGCACGAGGCGGCAGAUUCCUCCCGAUGUGACAGUGACACGGUGCCUGGGGUCGCCGAGGACUCGUCGCGCCAGAAGAGGCGCCGAUCCGACCACGGCUGCACCAAACCCCGGCGCGCCAGGACCGCGUUCACCUACGAACAGCUGGUGGCGCUGGAGAACAAGUUCCGUGCCACACGCUACCUGUCCGUGUGCGAGCGACUCAACCUCGCCCUGUCCCUCAGUCUCACCGAGACCCAGGUGAAGAUCUGGUUCCAGAACAGAAGAACUAAAUGGAAAAAGCAGAAUCCGGGCGCCGACGGUGCGGUGCAAGCUGGAACAAACGCGAGUCCGGGGCCCGGGGCAGCGAGCGCGGUAAAUUACCAAACUUAUCCCCCGUUCGGGGCUGGAAAUGUGGUGUUCCACACAACCAGUACGGUUCCCUUGCCUUCCACCAGGGGGCUCCUGAAUCCCUUCGUGCACAAUGGCUACAUCCAGCCAGCAUUUUACGCCACACAUUUAUAA
Molecule: messenger RNA, 667 nt
Organism: Scleropages formosus (Asian bonytongue)
Lineage: Eukaryota; Metazoa; Chordata; Actinopteri; Osteoglossiformes; Osteoglossidae
Gene: nkx1-2a
Product: NK1 transcription factor related 2-like,a
Exons: 2
Coding region: 62-667 (201 amino acids)
Biological process (GO): regulation of transcription by RNA polymerase II; cell differentiation
Cellular component (GO): nucleus
Molecular function (GO): RNA polymerase II cis-regulatory region sequence-specific DNA binding; DNA-binding transcription factor activity, RNA polymerase II-specific
Source: RefSeq, a predicted model, not a curated record